CUCCUCACUGCCCACUUGUUUGCAAGCGGUAGUGGACGACGCUCCGCUCCCAACCGAGACGACGAGCCGCCCAAGACGACGAGCCAUUUACUCCCACUCCCAAUCCCACCACGCCCCCGCAUUGUUUCAAAAUUCUCGAUUCGGUCCGUGGUGGCAGCCGCGCGGCGGCCGGCGAGGGGGCUCUCUGGGUAAGAGGGGAGGGCCUUGCCGUGCUGCAAGGUCGCCGGCGGCGGCGGAGGGCGUCGGAGGAGAGGAGGAGAGGAAGGAAGGGAGGAGGAGCAGCAGCGGUGGAGGUGUGAAGGGGCGCGCCGCCCAUGGACACCACGCGGGGGGUCGCGUGCCUGCUCGUGGCGGUGAUCUGCUUGUCGUGUGCUGCCGCCGCGGCCGCGAGGUCGCCGGCGGCGAGGCUGCACCGCCACCUCAAGCGGUUCAACAAGCCGGCCGUGAAGAGCAUCGAGAGCCCAGAUGGGGACAUCAUAGAUUGCGUGCACAUCUCCCACCAGCCAGCGUUUGAUCAUCCUUACCUCAAGAACCACACUAUCCAGAUGAGACCGAACUAUCACCCCGAAGGCCUGUAUGACGAAUCCAAGACCAAUGUGGCCUCCACCAGCAGUGGCGAGAAGCCUAAGGUUCAGCUCUGGCAUCAGAAUGGCAGGUGUCCGGAAGGCACCGUCCCCAUCAGGAGAACGAAGAAGGACGACCUGCUCAGGGCAAGCUCAAUGCGGAGGUACGGUAGGAAGCGACACACCACCGCGAACCCAAUGUCGGUCAAUCCCACCAUGCUCAAUGAGGGUGGCCAUCAGCAUGCCAUAGCGUACGUUCAAGGCGACAAGUACUACGGCGCCAAGGCAACCAUCAAUGUCUGGGAGCCCAAGAUCGAGCAGCCUAACGAGUUCAGCUUGUCCCAGCUCUGGAUCUUGGGGGGGUCAUUUGGGGAGGAUCUUAACAGCAUCGAGGCUGGAUGGCAGGUUAGUCCGGACCUGUAUGGGGACAACAACACAAGGCUGUUCACCUACUGGACCAGUGAUGCGUACCAAGCAACAGGGUGCUACAACAUGUUGUGCUCCGGGUUCGUUCAGAUUAACAGCGAGAUUGCCAUGGGUGCCAGCAUCUUCCCGACCUCAAGCUACUCUGGCUCCCAAUAUGAUAUCAGUAUACUGAUCUGGAAGGACCCGAAGGAGGGCAACUGGUGGAUGCAGUUCGGCAAGGACUACGUGCUGGGCUACUGGCCAUCGUUCCUCUUCUCGUACCUGGCGGACAGCGCGUCGAUGAUCGAGUGGGGCGGGGAGGUGGUGAACUCGCAGCCUGACGGCGUGCACACAUCAACGCAGAUGGGCAGCGGGCACUUCCCGGAGGAAGGGUUCAGCAAGGCGAGCUACUUCAAGAACAUCCAGGUGGUGGACAGCACCAACAACCUCAAGGCCCCCAAGGGGCUGGGCACCUUCACUGAGCAGUCCAACUGCUACGACGUGCAGAACAGCAACAAUGGCGACUGGGGCACCUACUUCUACUAUGGAGGCCCCGGGAGGAGCUCCAACUGCCAGUAACUGCGAAAGCGUAACCACCAUUCGAGUGUAGUGCACCGUCUGCAAGCAUCAGUUUUCUCGUAGCCCUAGAUCAAUGAGGUUGUUUUGUGCUGGUUUGUAGUAGUUUCUCUCUGUUGAGCUUCUUCUCUCUCUUUUUUUCUUCCUUGUUACUGCCAGGAAGGCUUCUGAAGAGAAGCAUGGCAUGUGGUGGUGAUGCGUUGCCCUUAUGGUGGCCUACCUCCUUUUCCUAUAUGGUAGAUUCACUUCUCCUUGUGGUUAUGGGCUGUGUUUUUUUUUCUUAUCACCUUUUUUUUCA
This is a messenger RNA of Panicum hallii, 1842 nucleotides long. RefSeq lists its product as uncharacterized. The record is from RefSeq and is a predicted model, not a curated record. The transcript has 7 exons. Bases 315 to 1547 code for a protein of 410 amino acids. NCBI's taxonomy places the organism in Eukaryota, Viridiplantae, Streptophyta, Magnoliopsida, Poales, Poaceae.